Molecule: messenger RNA, 6478 nt
Organism: Passer montanus (Eurasian tree sparrow)
Lineage: Eukaryota; Metazoa; Chordata; Aves; Passeriformes; Passeridae
Product: fer-1-like protein 4
Exons: 45
Coding region: 15-6068 (2017 amino acids)
Biological process (GO): plasma membrane organization
Cellular component (GO): membrane
Source: RefSeq, a predicted model, not a curated record
CCACCACGAGCUCCAUGGCGCUCAGCGUCGGUGUCCGGCGGCUCUCCCAGCUGCCGGGCCAUGGCGAGCGGCAGGUCCAUCUCAGCUUCCGAGGCUUCACCCAGAAGACAAGAAAGGUCUGCUGUGGCCCAGAGGCCAUCUUCAAGGAGCUCUUUCAUUGGCCGCACUAUGGGAAGCUUGUAAUGGGUGAAGUGCUGUCCAUUAAAGUUUACAACUGCAGCAAGGUUUUCAGUAACAGGCUGCUUGGUACCCUUGUCCUCAGCCUUCAGCACCUGAUGACAUCUGGAAGGCUAAUCCUGCGUGAGUCCCUUGUGGACAAGAGCAACAGAGUCACUGAUAUCUACAUUGAGUUGGAUUUGCGCUACCAGCCUCCAAAUAGCUCAGCGGGGAGCUGGGUUGAAGAGGAUUUUGUCUAUCUUAUGAAAGACAGUUCAGAGUUAAUCAUCCACAAUCCUGGAUUUGAGCAGCUGGAGACUGCCGAGUGUCUGAGAGCGAAGGAACUGGACAAGGAGGCUGCUGCACUAGGCAGGAAGCUGGCAAAAGGUCUGGAGACUGAGGAAGAAGAGGAAGAGGAGGAAGAUUUCUAUGAUACAUCUGAGACUGAGGCUUCGGGCAUCAUCUUCAGCCCUGUGAAGAGCCGCUCCAGACUCUGCUCUGCACGGGACCUCUUUGCCAUUCCAACACCACAGAGUUUCCAGGUUGGGAUUAAUGUAAUUGAAGCACAGAAGUUGGUGGGGGUGAACAUCAACCCCUUUGUUGUAGUCAAGGUGGGAGAAGAAAAGAGGCACACAGCAACACAGAAGUCAACAAACUGCCCCUUCUACAACGAAUAUUUUUUGUUUGACUUCUAUGAGCCAAGGGACAUUUUAUUGCACAGACUCAUAGAGAUCUCGGUUUUUCACUCAAAGAAGAUACCAUUUCUGGGAACUUGCAUAGGAACAUUCAAGAUGGAUGUUGAGACAGUGUACAACCAGCCAGAUCACAGGUUUUUCCAGAAGUGGGCAGUUAUCAGUGACCCCAUGGACACCCGGGCAGGUGUGAAAGGCUUUGUGAAGUGCAACAUCUCUGUUUCUGCACGUGGGGAUAUUGUGGGUUUCCUUCCCACCUAUUCCAGGGACAAGGAUGAGGACAUUGAAAGGAAUCUGCUGCUGCCUAAGAGAGUCCCUGCAGAGAGACCCUGGGCCAGGGUCUGCAUCAAACUCUAUUGUGCUGAGGGCCUGCCCAGCAUGACAGCAGGCAUCAUGGGUGGUAUCUCCAAGAUCAUAGGGGAGAGAAAAGUAUUUAUCGACCCAUAUGUGCAGGUCUCAUUCUGUGGGCAGCAGGGGGAAACGUCAGUAGAGACCAGCACCACUGAGCCCAAGUGGAACGAGCAGAUCAGUUUCAUUGAGAUGUUCCCACCUCUGUCCAGGAAGAUAAAAGUCCAGGUGCUGGAUGAUGCCAGUGUCGGUGAUGUGGCCAUUGCUACACACUACAUUGACCUGCAGGAGAUCUCGGACCCGGACAGGAAUGGCUUUAACCCCACAUUUGGCCCAGCCUGGGUGAACCUGUAUGGCUCCCCCCAGAACUCAACUCUGUGGGAUGCCCACAAAGACCUCAAUGAAGGCAUGGGUGAGGGCAUCUUCUACCGUGGACGCAUCCUCAUGGCCAUCACAGUGGAGAUCUUCAGCAGCCCCAGUGCAGCAGAGAGGAAGCUUGGGUACAGGAUGAGAGGUGCCCUGAGAAAAAUGAAGCUGAAGAAGAAAAGUAAAAAAUCCAAGGAGAAAACUAAAGAACUGAGCCAGCUGCAGGGAGAGGGGGAGGCUGGGAGCUCUCAGGAGGCCGAGCAGCCCAGGGAGGUCACUGUGGAGGUGGAAGAGCUUCAUCCACUCCCUGAGAAUGUGUUGGGGAGAAAGGAUGAAUUCCUUCUCUUUGCUGCCUUCUUUGAAGCCACUAUGAUGGACUCCUCUCUCAGCUCAAAACCUGUCAACUUUGAAGUCUCUAUAGGAAAUUAUGGCAAAUCUGAAGAGGUUGUGACCAAAGGAUGGCAAAAAGCGGAAAAGAGAGACGUGAAAGAAGAAAGGCAGCCUUUAUUGGAUGCUGGUUCAGAUGGUGAGCUGGAUGCUGAAAUCCUGACUCCAGAUUUAGCAGCACUGAACAAAUCAGUUACAAAGAGUCAGAGACCGGAGCCCAUGGAAUAUGACAAGUCAUACAGCUGCCUGCCCAUGACGCAUGAAAAACCCUGCGUGUUCGUAUGGAGCUACUGGGAGGAUCACACCUGGAGACUCUGCAUUUCCAACCGGAUUGUCAAACUGGCAGAGCGCCUGGAGCAGGGGUUGGGUGACGUGGAGAAGCUCUUGAGAAGACCAAAGGCUAAAGCAGAAGAGCGGCUCAGAGAGGUGUUGGAGGAAUUUGUAGGUGGAUGCAGGCAAUAUUCACUCAGUGCAGAGAGAAAAACGAUGGCUCAUCCAAAUAACCUGGACAGAUGUCGGACAAAAUACCUGAUGCGCAACAUUAUCCUGUAUGCAAAGCAGGGGCUCCGUGUGAGGCGGCACCUGACCCGAGACAAUGUCAAGGAGAAAGUUAAGGAGACAAGGAGGAUCCUGGCAAAGAUACGCUCCGUGGCUAAAGAGCCCCAGUGCACUCUCCCUGAUGUACUCAUCUGGAUGCUCAGCAACAACAGGCGUGUGGCGUACUCCAGAAUUCCUGCACAAAACAUCCUCUACUCAGUAGUUGAAGAGGAGAAAGGCAAAGACUGUGCAAAGAUCCAAACUCUCUUUAUGAAGGUCCCUGGCUUACACACUGGUGAGAUCUUUGCCAAACUGGAAAUCUACAUGUGGCUUGGGGUAACCAAAUAUGUGAAAACCUGUUUGGCAGGGCUUCCUGAGGAGUUCCUUUCCGAGAAUGAGCAGGAGAUAGCCCAGUUCUCAGCAUACAGCCCUCCUAGCCUGCUCAGCAGGGAUGAUUUCAGCUAUUUCCAGCUCCGAGCCCAUCUGUAUCAGGCUCGAGGGAUCCUCCCUGCACAUGAUAAUGGCCUUUCAAAUCCAUUUGCAAGAGUGGUGUUUUCAACUCAUUGCCAGCCCACCAGGAUGCUGGAGGAGACACUGAGCCCUAUGUGGAAUGAGCUACUUUUGUUUGACCAGCUCAUUAUUGACGGGAAGAAAGAAGAGUUGAAAACAGAGACCCCCAUCAUUACAAUCAACCUUUUCAGCCACAAUAAAUUUGGCUCCCCUGAGUUCCUCGGGCAGGCCUUUGCUGUCCCACAGGUGAAGCUGGUUGAUGAGUCAUACACCAAACCUGCCCUGCAGUUCUUUGAUUUCUACAGAGGCAGCAAAGCAGCAGGAGAGCUCAUUGCAACUUUUGAGCUGAUCGAGCUCGAUUACAGUGGCUAUUUGGAGCCAUCAGUGCCUGAGGAUGUGGAGCCCAAGGAGCCCGAUUACCUGGAAGACCCCCGUGCUGGACGGUUCAUCAUCCCUGAGGGCAUCCGCCCAGUACUGAAGGAGUUUCGCAUAGAGAUCCUGUUCUGGGGCCUGAGGGACCUGAAGAGAGUGAACUUUUUUGAGGUGGAUGAGCCUCAGGUGAUCAUUGAAUGUGCUGGCAAGAAGGUGGAGUCAGAGGUGAUUGUGUCCUACAAAGAGAACCCCAACUUUACUGAGCUGGUCAAAUACAUGGAUGUGGAGCUCCCAGAGCAGGCAUACCUGCACCCUCCCCUCAGCAUCUUUGUGGUGGAAAAGCGUGCGUUUGGGCACACUGUGCUUGUGGGUAGCCAUGUCGUGUCCGAUGUGAUGAAAUUCUCUCCCAGAGAGUUGGAGGAGGAACCAGAGGAUGUGCCCAAAGCUUGCAAUGUCUCAUCUCACCGUCUUCCAUCUCAGACUGUGGUAAACAUUGGACUGGCAGCUGGAGACCCAGGUUCCAGCACUCACCCCCUUAGUUUUGCGAAGCCUCCUUUGAAGAAAAUUCCUAUCAAUAAGCUUGUAAAGAAGGAAGAUGAAUAUGAAGAGGAAAAACCAGAACUGGAAGAACUAGAUUGGUGGUCCAAGUAUUAUGCAUCCCUGAAAGAGCUGUAUAACCAGGCAUGCAGUGAUGAGGAAGAUGCUGAGAAUGAUGACCUGAAUGAUGCAGAUGGAGGGAAUUUAAAUGCACCUUCCAUUGACAUGGAAACAGAGGAUGAGGCAGUGAUUGAAGCUGAACCUGCUCAACCCAAGAGGAAGCUCAUUGCCACCCUUCAGAUCUACAACUCUGAGCUGGAACAUGAGUUUGGUAAUUUUGAAGACUGGUUGUGUAUUUUCCCCCUUCAUCGUGGCAAAGCAAAUGAAGAUGAAGAUGGAAAUGAGGAUGAACAUUAUGUGGGGAAGUACAAGGGCUCCUUCUAUGUCUACCCCACUGAGGAAGCUGUUACAGAGCCCAAAGUCUCCCAGGGCAUUCCAAGGAACAGACCCAUGAAGGUUCUUGUAAGAGUUUACAUUGUUAAGGCUACAAAUCUGUCUCCAGCAGACCCCAAUGGCAAAGCAGACCCCUAUGUGGUGGUGACUGUGGGGCAACAGCAGAAGGACACCAAGGAGCGAUACAUCCCAAAGCAGCUCAAUCCUGUGUUUGGAGAAGUUGUGGAGCUGACAGUCUCCUUUCCCAUGGAAUCAGAACUCACUGUGGCAAUAUUUGAUCAUGAUUUGGUUGGGUCUGAUGAUCUGAUUGGGGAGACCAAGAUUGACUUGGAGAAUCGAUUCUACAGCAAGCACAGGGCCAACUGUGGAAUGGCUGCGCAGUAUGACUUAAAUGGCUACAACAUGUGGCGAGAUGCUUUUAAACCCACACAGAUCUUGGAUAGUUUAUGCAAGAAAAACUCAAUCCCUGCUGCAGAGUACAGAUGGGAAGAGAUCAAAGUGGACAAUAAAAUAUUCAAGGUCCCUCCAGAGGUUUUUCCUGAAGAGGCUUCUGUGAGGAACAAGAGAGGAGUGGCAGAUGAGAACUUGUCGCUGGAUGUUGAACAUAAGGCUUUGUACAUCCUGCAGCACUGGGAAGAGAUGCCAGGAUAUGGGUACAAGCUAGUACCAGAGCAUGUGGAAACCCGGUCUUUGUACAACCCGGAGAACCCUGGCCUUGUGCAGGGCUCCUUGCACAUGUGGAUUGACAUGUUUCCAAAUGAUGUCCCUGCACCACCACCCGUCAACAUCAAACCACGACUGCCUGUCAGCUAUGAGCUCCGUGUGAUUAUCUGGAACACGGACAAUGUGAUCCUUGAUGAUGUCAACCCAGUAACAGGAGAGCCUUCCAGUGACAUCUAUGUGAAAAGCUGGAUAAAAGGUCUUGACCAUGACAAGCAGGAGACAGAUGUUCACUUUAACUCCUUGACUGGGGAAGGCAAUUUCAACUGGAGGUUCAUCUUCCGCUUCAGUUAUCUCCCAACUGAGAAGGAGAUCACCUACAAGAAAAAGGACUCUGUCUUCUCCAUGGAGGAAUCAGAGUUUCGGGAACCAGCUGUUCUGGUCCUCCAGGUCUGGGAUUAUGACAGGAUUUCAGCUAAUGACUUUCUAGGCUCCAUCGAGCUGAAGCUGCAUGACAUGGUGCGGGCAGCCAAGAGCUCCGAGCAUUGCACCAUCAAAAUGGCCAAGGAGAAUGCAACACCUCGAUUCUCCAUCUUCCGAAAUAAGCGCAUGAGGGGCUGGUGGCCCUUCAUCAAACUCAGAGAUCAAGAAGAUGACGAGCGAGAGGAAAGGGAGUACAAAAAAAAGAAGAAAACGAAGUGGAGCAGCUCAGUCAGACCAGAGGACAUGGAAUUCACAGACCCCACUGGGAACAAGUAUUUCCUGACGGGUAAGGUGGAAGCAGAGCUCCAACUGAUGACUGUGGAGGAGGCUGACAAAAGUCCUGUUGGCUUGGGCCGAAAAGGGCCUGAACCCCUGGAAAAGCCCAAUCGGCCCAAAACAACUUUCAACUGGUUUGUGAAUCCCAUGAAGACCUUUGUGUUUUUUAUCUGGAAGCGGUACAAGAGAUACAUAAUUGUGCUGUUUGUUGUCACUGUUCUGACAAUCUUCCUGGUUCUUCUGAUCUACACCAUGCCUGGAUACAUCAGUGAGAAGAUCAUUAAUGGAUAAAUGCUCUUCAGCAGAAGACUAUUCAAAGACAGGGGUGAUUGUGGCAGGAAUCAAGAUCUUAAGAUCAGAAAGUUUAAUGAAAACCUGCGGGUGCAGAGACAGCCUGAAGAGACAGAGACCUGCAGAAGUGAGCUUUGUUUUCCUCAUGAAUAAAAACUCCUUGGCUACUCUCUCUGAUGCUUGUGCUUUUUAGCUGCUUUCUGGAGCUGGGGGACAACCUGUUUGUGUAGUGCAGGCUGAUCCUAGUUCAGCAGUCCUCACUACUGCCCCUUUGCCCUUCCUCCUGAGUAGGACAGCAGCAAGGACUACACUAGGACAACAUGGACUCAUGAGUGUGCAUCUGUGUUUGGUGUUAGGCUGAUGUAAACUAAAUGAGAAAAUAAAUUCAUAAAAUGUUCUUGGCAUGGUUU